AUGAAGACAGCCGCAGCAGCUCAGCCACCUGCACCGGGAACACCUUAUAUUGUGUGGGGCUCACGCCAACCAGCUGGCCGAGGUGGUGGUGCUGGCCAAGGUGAUGGAGCUAGACAGGGUAUUGGUGCUGGCCAAGACGGUGGUGCUGGCCAUGGUGGUGGUGCAGGCCAAGGUGAUGGAGCUGGCCAACGUGAUGGUACUGGUCAAAGUGAUGGUGUUGGCCAAGGUGUGGUGCUGGCCAAGGUGAUGGUGCUGGACAAAGUGGUGGUGCUGGCCAUGGUGGUGGUGCUGGCCAAGGUGAUGGUGCUGGACAAGGUGGUGGUGCUUGCCAAGGUGUGGCGUGGUGCUCUCCACGGUGGUGGUUAUGGCCAAGCUAGUGUUGUUGGACAAAGUGCACCAAAAGAACGUAAUGUAUAUAGUGCACCAAAAGAACGUUAUGUAUAUCGUGCACCAAAAGAACGUAAUGUAUAUAGUGCACCAAAAGAACGUAAUGUAUAUAGUGCACCAAAAGAAAGUUAUGUAUAUCGUGCACCAAAAGAACGUAAUGUAUGUAGUGCACCAAAAGAACGUAAUGUAUAUAGUGCACCAAAAGAAAGUUAUGUAUAUCGUGCACCAAAAGAAAGUAAUGUAUAUAGUGCACCAAAAGAACGUAAUGAAUAUAGUGCACCAAAAGAAAGUUAUGUAUAUCGUGUACCAAAAGAACGUAAUGUAUGUAGUGCACCAAAAGAACGUAAUGUAUAUAGUGCACCAAAAGAACGUAAUGAAUAUAGUGCACCAAAAGAACGUUAUGUAUAUCGUGCACCAAAAGAACGUAAUGUAUGUAUUGCACCAAAAGAACGUAAUGUAUAUAGUGCACCAAAAGAAAGUUAUGUAUAUCGUGCACCAAAAGAAAGUAAUGUAUAUAGUGCACCAAAAGAACGUAAUGAAUAUAAUGCACCAAAAGAACGUUAUGUAUAUCGUGCACCAAAAGAACGUAAUGUAUGUAGUGCACCAAAAGAACGUAAUGUAUAUAGUGCACCAAAAGAACGUAAUGAAUAUAGUGCACCAAAAGAACGUUAUGUAUAUCGUGCACCAAAAGAACGUAAUGUAUGUAUUGCACCAAAAGAACGUAAUGUAUAUAGUGCACCAAAAGAAAGUUAUGUAUAUCGUGCACCAAAAGAAAGUAAUGUAUAUAGUGCACCAAAAGAACGUUAUGUAUAUCGUGCACCAAAAGAACGUAAUGAAUAUAGUGCACCAAAAGAACGUAAUGUAUUUAGUGCACCAAAGGAAAGUCAUGUAUAUAGUAUACAAAAUAGAGUUACACAAGCGAAG
Messenger RNA from Homarus americanus (American lobster), 1311 nucleotides. RefSeq names its product extensin-3-like. Gene Ontology annotation, biological process: positive regulation of transcription by RNA polymerase II. NCBI's taxonomy places the organism in Eukaryota, Metazoa, Arthropoda, Malacostraca, Decapoda, Nephropidae. Gene Ontology annotation, molecular function: transcription coactivator activity. The transcript has 2 exons. The annotation marks the transcript as partial. The record is from RefSeq and is a predicted model, not a curated record. Gene Ontology annotation, cellular component: RNA polymerase II transcription regulator complex.